CUGGCGCUGCGCUCCGCCCCGGCUGCAUUGCUGCGCUCCCGUGCCCAAGGGAGCCACGCGCCGCGUGCGCCCGGCAGCCGGCCGCCCGGAGGCAGCGCAGUCCGCUGGCAUGGGCCCCGGGGGCGCCCCGAGCUGGGGCUCCGGGCUGAGGCGCUAAAGCCGCCCUCCCGCCCGCGGGGCCCCGCGCCCGGCCCGCCCGCCCGCGGCCAUGGCCGUCCGGCCCGGCCUGUGGCCAGCACUCCUGGGCAUAGUCCUCGCCGCCUGGCUCCGCGGCUCGGGUGCCCAGCAGAGUGCCACCGUGGCCAACCCAGUGCCUGGUGCCAACCCGGACCUGCUUCCCCACUUCCUGGUGGAGCCCGAGGACGUGUACAUCGUCAAGAACAAGCCAGUGCUGCUGGUGUGCAAGGCUGUGCCCGCCACGCAGAUCUUCUUCAAGUGCAAUGGGGAGUGGGUGCGCCAGGUGGACCACGUGAUCGAGCGCAGCACGGAUGGGAGCAGCGGGCUGCCCACCAUGGAGGUCCGCAUUAAUGUCUCAAGGCAGCAGGUGGAGAAGGUGUUCGGGCUGGAGGAAUACUGGUGCCAGUGUGUGGCAUGGAGCUCCUCGGGCACCACCAAGAGUCAGAAGGCCUACAUCCGCAUAGCCUAUUUGCGCAAGAACUUCGAGCAGGAGCCACUGGCCAAGGAGGUGUCCCUGGAGCAGGGCAUCGUGCUGCCCUGCCGUCCACCGGAGGGCAUCCCUCCAGCCGAGGUGGAGUGGCUCCGGAACGAGGACCUGGUGGACCCAUCCCUGGACCCCAAUGUAUACAUCACACGGGAGCACAGCCUGGUGGUGCGACAGGCCCGCCUUGCUGACACGGCCAACUACACCUGCGUGGCCAAGAACAUCGUGGCACGUCGCCGCAGCGCCUCUGCUGCUGUCAUCGUCUACGUGAACGGUGGGUGGUCGACGUGGACCGAGUGGUCCGUCUGCAGCGCCAGCUGUGGGCGCGGCUGGCAGAAACGGAGCCGGAGCUGCACCAACCCGGCGCCUCUCAACGGGGGCGCUUUCUGUGAGGGGCAGAAUGUCCAGAAAACAGCCUGCGCCACCCUGUGCCCAGUGGACGGCAGCUGGAGCCCGUGGAACAAGUGGUCGGCCUGUGGGCUGGACUGUACCCACUGGCGGAGCCGUGAGUGCUCUGACCCAGCACCCCGCAACGGAGGGGAGGAGUGCCAGGGCGCUGACCUGGACACCCGCAACUGUACCAGUGACCUCUGUGUACACACUGCUUCUGGCCCUGAGGACGUGGCCCUCUAUGUGGGCCUCAUCGCCGUGGCUGUCUGCCUGGUCCUGCUGCUGCUUGUCCUCAUCCUCAUUUAUUGCCGGAAGAAGGAGGGGCUGGACUCGGAUGUGGCUGACUCGUCCAUUCUCACCUCAGGCUUCCAGCCAGUCAGCAUCAAGCCCAGCAAAGCAGACAACCCCCAUCUGCUCACCAUCCAGCCGGACCUCAGCACCACCACCACCACCUACCAGGGCAGUCUCUGUCCCCGGCAGGACGGGCCCAGCCCCAAGUUCCAGCUCACCAAUGGGCACCUGCUCAGCCCCCUGGGUGGUGGCCGCCACACACUGCACCACAGCUCUCCCACCUCUGAGGCCGAGGAGUUCGUCUCCCGCCUCUCCACCCAGAACUACUUCCGCUCCCUGCCCCGAGGCACCAGCAACAUGACCUAUGGGACCUUCAACUUCCUCGGGGGCCGGCUGAUGAUCCCUAAUACAGGAAUCAGCCUCCUCAUCCCCCCAGAUGCCAUACCCCGAGGGAAGAUCUAUGAGAUCUACCUCACGCUGCACAAGCCGGAAGACGUGAGGUUGCCCCUAGCUGGCUGUCAGACCCUGCUGAGUCCCAUCGUUAGCUGCGGACCCCCUGGCGUCCUCCUCACCCGGCCAGUCAUCCUGGCUAUGGACCACUGUGGGGAGCCCAGCCCUGACAGCUGGAGCCUGCGCCUCAAAAAGCAGUCGUGCGAGGGCAGCUGGGAGGAUGUGCUGCACCUGGGCGAGGAGGCGCCCUCCCACCUCUACUACUGCCAGCUGGAGGCCAGUGCCUGCUACGUCUUCACCGAGCAGCUGGGCCGCUUUGCCCUGGUGGGAGAGGCCCUCAGUGUGGCUGCUGCCAAGCGCCUCAAGCUGCUUCUGUUUGCGCCGGUGGCCUGCACCUCCCUCGAGUACAACAUCCGGGUCUACUGCCUGCAUGACACCCAUGAUGCACUCAAGGAGGUGGUGCAGCUGGAGAAGCAGCUGGGCGGACAGCUGAUCCAGGAGCCACGGGUCCUGCACUUCAAGGACAGUUACCACAACCUGCGCCUGUCCAUCCACGACGUGCCCAGCUCCCUGUGGAAGAGUAAGCUCCUCGUCAGCUACCAGGAGAUCCCCUUUUAUCACAUCUGGAACGGCACGCAGCAGUACCUGCACUGCACCUUCACCCUGGAGCGUGUCAGCCCCAGCACUAGUGACCUGGCCUGCAAGCUGUGGGUGUGGCAGGUGGAGGGCGAUGGGCAGAGCUUCAACAUCAACUUCAACAUCACCAAGGACACAAGGUUUGCUGAGCUGCUGGCUGUGGAGAGUGAAGGGGGGGUCCCAGCCCUGGUGGGCCCCAGUGCCUUCAAGAUCCCCUUCCUCAUUCGGCAGAAGAUCAUUUCCAGCCUGGAUCCACCCUGUAGCCGGGGUGCCGACUGGCGGACUCUGGCCCAGAAACUCCACCUGGACAGCCAUCUCAGCUUCUUUGCCGCCAAGCCCAGCCCCACAGCCAUGAUCCUCAACCUGUGGGAGGCGCGGCACUUCCCCAACGGCAACCUCAGCCAGCUGGCUGCAGCAGUGGCUGGGCUGGGCCAGCCAGACGCUGGCCUCUUCACAGUGUCGGAGGCCGAGUGCUGAGGCCGGCCAGGCCCAACACCUCCACUCUCACCAGCUUUGGCACCCACCAAGGACAGGCAGAAGCCGGACAGGGGCCCUUCCCCACACCGGGGAGAGCUGCUCGGACAGGCCCCCUCCCGGCCGAAGCUGUCCCUUAAUGCUGGUCCUUCAGACCCUGCCCGAACUCCCACCUCUCCAUGGCCUGCCUAGCCAGGCUGGCACUGCCACCUGCUCACACUCGGUCCCAGGGCCCAGGAUGGACAGUGCCAGGCCCAGCCUAUCUGUGUGUAUGUAUGUGCGUGUGAUGCUACCUCUCCUCCCGUCCCUGUCCAGGGGCCCCGCAUACACACGGCCAUGCACGCACACGCUGGGCCUGGGCCAGGGCCCCGGAGCUCCUGCCUGAGCUGGACCUUAUGCAAACAUUUCUGUGCCUGCUGGGUAGGGGCACGUCUGAGGGGCCCUGCUCCAAGCCUGCAGGACCGAGGGCCACAGCCGGACAGGGGGUAGCCCCUGGAUUCAGGCACACGACCACCACACGAGCACGUGCCACGCAUGCCUCGUGUGCUCAUCUCACACACACCCCCCUCCCGGGUCAUGCAGACACCCCCCCACCACACACAUCUCUUGCUGUACACCUGAGGCUGCUCACGUCUCACGCCCAGUGUCAGUGCACAUUUGCCUCUCACAUGCUGCCCUCUCCACCCACCCAGGGACACCCCACGGCUCCUCCCUGCCCCUGCCCCUCCCCCAGCCUCGAGGUGCCCUGCCCGGCGGGGCCUGUGAAUAUGCAAUGGGAGUCCCGGGCUGUACAGUGGCGAGUGUGUGUGGCGUGGCGUGCCCGUCCCCAGGGCUGGCUGGUGCCCCACGCGGGGCCUGUCAUGUGAAGCUCGUGUCCUGACUUUGUCUUAAGUGCAUUUCAUGCACUUACACUUGGCCUUAUGUACACAGCCUUGCCCAGCCGCCGGGGCGCAUAGGGAUUUUAUUGGACGUGAAUGUAAAUAAAUUAUAUAUAUAUAUUGCUAA
This is a messenger RNA of Symphalangus syndactylus (siamang), 3907 nucleotides long. RefSeq names its product unc-5 netrin receptor A (gene UNC5A). Gene Ontology annotation, cellular component: membrane. Gene Ontology annotation, molecular function: protein binding; netrin receptor activity. The record is from RefSeq and is a predicted model, not a curated record. Gene Ontology annotation, biological process: anterior/posterior axon guidance; netrin-activated signaling pathway. Lineage: Eukaryota; Metazoa; Chordata; Mammalia; Primates; Hylobatidae.